AUGUCUCUCCCUCGCCCAAAACCUGAAGAGGAACCAAGUUGCCCUGCCCGUCCUGUGGCAGAGGAGCACGCCUGUCUGCCCUCUCCUGGUGGGGAAGUGGUCCUGCAGCAGUUCGGCCAGCAGGAGAGGGAAAGAGAGGCCCCGACGGGCAGGCCGCGGGGUGGAAGCGGGCCUCUGCUGUGCUGCGAUCAUUUCCUGGGGAGUGCUGCACCAGCUGCAGAGCUCUGUCUGAGCUGUGGCAUCGCCAUGUGCUCCCUUCACCGGCAGCUGCACGCGAGGAAGGAGGCUGGCGCAGGCGGCGCAGAGGCAGAGCCCACACUCCCUCGGCCGCAAUGCCAGCGCGAGGAGCCAGGCACGAGCGUGCACAGGUCCGGGCUGGAGUCUCAGACAGCGGAGCUGAGGGCCAGGCUGCAUCUUGCUGAGGAGCUGUCCCGCAGGGGGAGGGAGGAGGAGGCGGAGGUCAGGGCCGUGAACGCGCGCCUGCGAGAGAGGGUGGCGCAGCUGCUGGAGCAGAUGGCCGCACAGGUGAGGGGCUACGGGGCCGCGGUGACAGAGCUCAUCGAGGCGGACCUGCGGAGGAGCGAGGAGGCCCUGAGCGGCACAGUCUGCAGGGCUGAGGAGCUGCGGGGACUGCUCAGCGAAGCGUGCACCCAGGCCCACACCGUCCUGGCCGAGACGGACGAGGCCGCCUUCUCCCGGGGGCUCCGAAACAUCCAGCCGCAGCUGACCCGACUGAUGGCCGAGCCGCUGGGAGAGGCCGCCGAUGUGCGCCUGAAUACGAAGCACACAUGCGCUGCGAUAGAGAGGAGCAACGCGGCGCUGAGGGAAGGACUGGGUGCCUCCCAGCGAGCCCUGCGUGUGGUGCUGAACCCCUCGGAGGUCACCCUGGACCCCAACACGGUCCACCCCAACCUCGUCCUGUCAGAGGAGCUGAAGUCGGUCACCUUCAGCACGACAAAGCAGCCGUACCCCCAACAUCGGGACAGGUUCAGCAGCUUCCUGCAGGCACUGAGCUCCCAGGGCUUCUCUGGCGGGCAGCACCGCUGGAGGGUGGAGACGGAGGACUGCCAGUGGCUGGUGGGCGUGUGCUACAGGGGGAUGGCACGGGUAGGGGUGGGCAGCGCCCUGGAGAGUAGCCCCGGGUCCUGGUGCCUGAUGUGGUGCGACAACCUGCUGAGGGCCUACGCCCAGGGCCGGGACACCCCAUUGAAGAGGACCACCGCCCUCAGAGCGGUGGAAAUUAGGCUGGACUACGAGGCGGGCAACCUGGCCUUCUACAGCACCGGCGGGAACCAGAUCCACCUGCACACCUUUCAGACCUCGUUCACCGAACCCGUGCACCUGGCCUUGCGGAUGAUGUCUCGCCAGCCCAAGUCACGCAUAGCCGUGUGUUCAUAA
Molecule: messenger RNA, 1398 nt
Organism: Megalops cyprinoides (Indo-Pacific tarpon)
Lineage: Eukaryota; Metazoa; Chordata; Actinopteri; Elopiformes; Megalopidae
Product: tripartite motif-containing protein 14-like
Exons: 1
Coding region: 1-1398 (465 amino acids)
Molecular function (GO): protein binding
Source: RefSeq, a predicted model, not a curated record